AUGGAGGGACGACUAGAUGAGCUUGGCGAUGAGCUUGUCCAUAUCUUUGUUGGACCCGAAAGAAAGAAGUUCUCGGUCCACAAGAACCUCAUCUGCAGAUGUGGAGAUUUCUUCAAGGCAGCUUUUCAAGACAAUGGAUUUAAAGAGGGAGCGGAGAAUAAGAUGGAUCUACCUGAAGAUAAGCCGUAUAUUUUUCAGGGAUUUAUCCUAGCUUUGUAUAUCAGAUCUCGAGAAUAG
This is a messenger RNA of Botrytis deweyae, 237 nucleotides long. RefSeq lists its product as uncharacterized. The transcript is spliced from 2 exons. Lineage: Eukaryota; Fungi; Ascomycota; Leotiomycetes; Helotiales; Sclerotiniaceae. Gene Ontology annotation, molecular function: protein binding. Bases 1 to 237 code for a protein of 78 amino acids. The record is from RefSeq and is a predicted model, not a curated record.